Molecule: messenger RNA, 537 nt
Organism: Lolium perenne
Lineage: Eukaryota; Viridiplantae; Streptophyta; Magnoliopsida; Poales; Poaceae
Source: RefSeq, a predicted model, not a curated record
AUGAUGAACCGCCCCGGCGAUGGCCAGUUCCCUCCACCGCCGUCUCCACCACCACCACCUCCACCACCGGAUUCGCAGUUCGACAUCACCGCCGUCGCCCAGGAAGAGCGGUGGCGGCGCGGGGUGGAGCUUUGGCGUGCAGAGCGGCGGCAGCGGUGGGAGGCAAUCGAGCAGCGGGCCCGUCAGCAGCGUGAGGCGGCGGCGGCAGCAGCGGGAGACCCCGCAGCUGAGGAGAACGCGGCGUGGGAGGAGGAGGCGCUGGCGGACACCAUUGCAGCCUUCGACACCACCAUGGCAGAAGAGGCGCGGCGGCGCCGGACGGAGGAGAUCGGCCAGGGGUGGUGUGAUGAGCGUCGGCGCCAGCGCGAGGAGCGGGAGGCGAUCGAGCACCGGCGGCGGGAGGCGAUGGAGCGCCAGCAGCAGCUGGCGACAGAGGAGCGUCAACAGCGGGAGGCGACGCUAGCGGCAACGGAGGCGGCCUGGGGGAGGCGGGCGGGUGCGUUGGCGGCGGAGGCCGACACGUUGGUGCGCGCCUGA